This is a messenger RNA of Amyelois transitella, 1046 nucleotides long. RefSeq names its product aldo-keto reductase AKR2E4-like. The record is from RefSeq and is a predicted model, not a curated record. Gene Ontology annotation, molecular function: aldose reductase (NADPH) activity. The transcript is spliced from 8 exons. Bases 24 to 1022 code for a protein of 332 amino acids. NCBI's taxonomy places the organism in Eukaryota, Metazoa, Arthropoda, Insecta, Lepidoptera, Pyralidae. Gene Ontology annotation, cellular component: cytosol.
GUACGUCGGUCUGUGCGCACAAGAUGUUUGCGAAAUUAUUGUUUUUAUUCGCCGCAGUCGGCGUUUGCAGUUGCUCCAAGGGCGGCGUGGCGCCUCUCCUGAAGCUGAACGACGGCAGGGCGGCGCCCGGCCUCGGGCUCGGUACGUGGCUGGGGUUCACGCAGAAGGGCCGCGUGCCAGUGGUGGACGACUCUGUGGAGAAAGCGGUGAGCUGGGCCAUCGACGCGGGCUACCGGCACAUCGACACCGCCAGCAUCUACGACACUGAGACACAGGUCGGAAAAGCAGUAAAUGCCAAGCUGAAGUCAGGAGCGGUGAAGAGAGAAGACCUGUUCAUCGUCACGAAGCUGUGGAAUGAUCGUCACGCCCAGGAGGAGGUGGUGCCGGCCCUGCAGGAGUCCCUGGCCAGGCUGCAGCUGGACUACGUGGACCUGUACCUCGUCCACUGGCCCAUCGCGCAAUAUAAAAACGGCACGUACUACUCGAGCGACUACAUCGACACGUGGAAAGGCAUGAUCGAGGCCCGGGAGCGCGGCCUGGCGCGCUCCAUCGGCGUCUCCAACUUCAACGCCCGCCAGCUGGACCGGCUGCUCAGCACCACGCGGGUCACGCCCGCCAUGCUGCAGGUCGAGGUGAAUCUGCACCUGCAGCAGCCAGACCUCCUGGCGCUCUGUCGUCAGCACGAGAUCGCAGUGACCGGGUACUCCCCGUUCGGCGAGCUGGUCUCCAGCCGCGCCAGCGACAGCUCUCCGCCGCCCAGGAUUGACGAUCCCAAACUGGUGGCCAUCGCUGAGAAGUACAACAAGACCGUGCCCCAGAUCGCGCUGCGGUAUCUGGUGGAGUUGGGUGUGAUACCGAUUCCGAAAUCAGUGAACAAGGAGCGUAUAGAACAAAACAUUAACAUCUUUGACUUCGAACUCACACCCAAGGAGAAGAGCUUGCUGAAGAGCUUCGACAAGGGUUACAGGACUAUCAAGGCCGAGGUCUGGAAGGACUCAGUAUAUUUCCCUUUUGAGAAAUAAACGCUUUCAACAUUUUCAAAUUCA